This is a messenger RNA of Suillus fuscotomentosus, 621 nucleotides long. RefSeq lists its product as uncharacterized. The transcript has 2 exons. The record is from RefSeq and is a predicted model, not a curated record. The coding region runs from base 1 to 621 and encodes 206 amino acids. Lineage: Eukaryota; Fungi; Basidiomycota; Agaricomycetes; Boletales; Suillaceae.
AUGUCACGCACUUCCAACAACUCAUCCUGGAAUGAUUCGCCCUCAACUGGCCAUUGCUCAACGAAAGGCAAACGACCUGGAGGUCACUAUAAUGAUCCACUACCACACUUCACACUCUGGGAUGCUUCCAAAGUAUUCAAGUUUGCAACAUCUAGAUUCAUGGCCAUCCGCCAUGCCGUUGGCAAGAGCUAUGUACAGCGCACACCCAAUGUAUAUCAAUUGCUGGGAAAGCACAUUAUGUGGGAAGCACAAACUGCAGAAGUGCAGUUAAACUUUACAGAAGUGAUGGACAUCGUGAGCAAACAUUUUCAGCAAUGGGUGAGAUUUCAGUUAUUUUGCAAUGUGUCGGCUAACAUAGGACAGCCGGAGGGUGCAUUACUGGCUGCUUUACCCACCACCAUGAAUCCUCAGGGAGGUCCAUUGAGUAAGCAACUUCUCGCAGUCAGGGCAGCAGCAGCACGUGCUACUGAUGAAGUUCGCCGAAUGAUUGAAGAUAAACAGAUUGAGGCUGUCAUUGGUGCUGAGUCUCUCGGCCACCUGGAGGAGAUUAAUAUCGGCCAUGCUAUGGAAGCUUCUCGCCGUGUGGUACAUUGUGUGAGACAGAUGGUGACGACUCCAUAG